Molecule: messenger RNA, 8492 nt
Organism: Magallana angulata
Lineage: Eukaryota; Metazoa; Mollusca; Bivalvia; Ostreida; Ostreidae
Exons: 54
Coding region: 101-8383 (2760 amino acids)
Molecular function (GO): protein binding
Source: RefSeq, a predicted model, not a curated record
UCAUGAUCAUGAUGGGGUUGUGCACAUGGUUUUGACAUAGUUUUUUUUUUACAAUGAUUUAAACGAUGUAAAAAAAAAAAAGGUGUCGUACUUGUCAAUUAUGGGGAAAACAAGACAUAAAAAGUUUAAAAUUGACAGACCUAAACCAACGGCUUUAAUCAGUGUGAAAGAGGCAGAAAAUGAGUUGGAGCAAGAUAAUAUCUCGUCAAAUGGUGGCAUCGUCCAGUCCUUGAUAGAAAAGCUAAAUGGGCCAUCUGAAGAGGAAAGAGAAUGCAGUUGCACAACAAUAGCUAACCUUGUAUCCCAGCCUAGUGCUGUUAAACUUCUUUUGCAGAACAACAUUGUAAAAAUCUUAGCUCCAGUAAUUUUAGACAAAAACCCUGAGAUUCAGGUCAAAGCUCUUGGGGCACUGAGAAACUUAAGUGUAGACGGUGGGGAGACAGUAUGUCAAGAGAUGGUGAAAAAGGAUGUUCUAACACCACUUGUGGCUUUUCUCAAACAGUAUGGUUGCAAUUGGAUGCCAGACCCACCAACAGGAAAGAAGCACAAAUCUCUAAAUUCUUCUAUUUUUACUGAAGCUGUACAUCUAUUGUGGAAUUUAUGUGAAAGCAGUGAAGAGGCUUUAGAUAUAUUUAACCGAGAGAACCUGUUUCCCAUUGUGUGUGCAGGCUUACAGUACAGUGUUUAUGGGGCAGAACUUGCCAUCACUGCUGCUAAUUGUCUCUACACCAUAACUGAAGAUAAUGCUCCCAUCAUAAAGAUCUGUGAAGACCCAGAUGUUAUCCAACUGCUGAAUUCUUUGGUUUCACUUAAUAGUGACUCCUCUGAUCUAGUCCUUCUGAAAACUCUUGCAACAGGAAUCCUGGUGAAUGUACGCUGUGGAAGUGGUAGAUGUGAGGGUGGAAGUGUGAUCACUUCAUUACUGAAGGCAGUCGCUGACGUUUUAACCUUGGAUGCCUUGGAUGCUGCCCCCAAAUCUGCUUCUGAUGACAGCAGCUCACAAAACGGAGAUGAUGACAUGGUUACAGAAGGGGAAGAAGAGGGCAAAGCCCAUACUGUAAAUAUUGGUCAGGAAGAGUUGGAGGAAACAUUUAGGGAUGUUCAAAAUGUGUUAACUGCUCAGCAAAUAGCAAUGGAAAUAGUAGCCAAUAUCUGCUGUACAGAUGAUGAUGGAUGGGAAGAUAUGGGAAAUAGUGAAUCCAGUAGCUGUGAGGAAGAAACAGCAGAAGAAGAGGAGGACAUGGACCAGGAGACCAUUGAUAUGUUUUCUUCUCUCUGUGUGUCAACUGAAGUUCAACAAGCUGUCAAAGGAUUUUGUGUGUUUGAAAAGGUGUGUUCGAAGUGUUCCCCUGUGGACUGCUGUGGUCCUCCCAGUAGUGUUUCAAAAAGCUUUGUGAAUUUGCAAGCCCAUGCUCUGCUGUGUAUGAACAAUAUGGUGAAUUGUAUGGACCUGGAUUUGUUAGGAGGAGCAGACAGACUACACCAAGUAUGGAGCAGCCUAGCAUCCCUGUUGGCAAACAUUGAUAAGACUGAUGAGAUGUUGUUGGAGGCUACAACCAGUGCACUGCGGGCUGUGAUACAGAAGCUCUCUAGUGCUGGGUCCCAGAAGCUGCUAGAGAUUUCAGUAUCUGACCUUCAGUUCCUGUUCAGUAUUGGUCGCUCUUGUCAGCUGGCUGAUGUGAGGGUCAACAUUGUACGAAUCGUAGCCAUAGUGGGUGUAGUGUUCAGCAAGCAAGCUGAUUUACCCAAUGUUGACACCCUGAAGAAUAUUGGGAUUUUUUUGCUGACUAUUGUCUGUGGAGACAAGGAUUUAUGGGUUGUUUCCGAGGCUUUGGAUAGCUUGUUUGAUGUGUUCGGAGAGGAUCAUCUAGACUCCAUCGACCAUGACAUUGGUCUAACAGACCGACUGUCAAAAUUUGUGCCUGAAAUGAAAUCUAGAGUAAACCUGAUAAAGAGAAAACCAGAUGAGCACUACCCUGUGAUUUCUACAGCUAAAACUAACCUGAUUCGAUUUGUGAAAUAUAAACUCUCUAAGAAAAACGGGUCCUUGGCCGACAUGCGGCGGAUUUUGAUUCUUCUUUCGUGUGCUCUUGUGAGCCUGAGAGGCUCACAGGGCGCUGCAACUACCGCUCCUUCAACUACCUGUGGUACUGUCCCAGCAGAUAUUGUGUUUUUACUUGAUUCUUCGGGAUCAGUGGGAUCAGCAAACUUUCAAAAACAGUUAGACUUUGUGAAAAAAUUCGCCAAUACAUUUGACAUUGGGCCCAGCAACGUUCAAAUUGGUGUGGAGACGUUCGCAACGACGCCCCAUCACCAGUUUUUCAUGAACAAAUAUCCAACGAAACCCACGUUGUUGAACGCCAUCGGUAGCGUGCCGUACCAGUCGGGAUCUACCCACACUGAUCUGGCGUUGAAAUACAUCAUGGACCAUGACUUCAAGCCGGCUGCUGGGGACAGAGAUCACGUGGUCAACAUUCUGGUUGUGAUGACUGACGGUCAGUCGAACGACAGACAGGCUACCACCACUCAGGCCAACAAACUUCACACCAUGAAUAUAAAAACUUUCGCCAUCGGCAUCGGGAGUGGGAUUAACCACGCUGAGCUGGAGCAUAUUGCUACUGACGCUAAACACGUCUUCACCGUGUCAAACUUUGACGCCCUGAACACACUGCAGGCGGAGCUGAAAAAGACGGCUUGUGAAGUUGACGGACAUUGGAGCAAGUACGGAUCCUGGUCCCCCUGCUCCAAAUCUUGCGGAGGUGGAACUCACUACAGAGAGAGAUCUUGCAACAACCCCCCACCAGCCAAUGGAGGCAAAAACUGUGUCGGAGCUGCCAGAGAAACAGCAACCUGUAACACUAAGGCCUGCCCAACACAACCCCCAACCACCACUCCCCGUCCAACCACCAACCCCCCUCCAACUACCACCCCAUCUCCAGGAUGUGGUGUCGUUCCCGCCGACAUCCUCUUCAUUUUGGAUUCUAGCGGUAGUGUAGGAAACACAAAUUUCCAAAAAAUGCUCGGCUUUGUUAAAAACAUGGUGAACGGCAUGGACAUCAGCCCAACCGGAACCAAAGUUGGAGUGAUCACCUACAGUGAUCGAACCCAUCUUGAAUUCCACUUGAAUGCCCACAGUGACAAGACAUCACUUGAACAAGCCAUUUCAGGCAUUAGGUAUAUUUCUGGAGGUACAAAUACCGCUGAUGCCUUGAAAUAUGCCAGGGAGACCAGUUUCCAGAAUGUGAAUGGUGCCAGAUCCAACGCCGCCAAGAUUGCCAUUGUGAUCACUGACGGAAAAUCCACCAGCAGUAUUGCCACUUCUGCUGAGGCUCAGCGACUGAGACAACAGGGUGUAACCGUUUUCUCUGUCGGCGUUGGAGCCGCAAACAAGCAGGAACUGGACGCUAUGGCAACCGAUCCCGACAAUUCGCACGUUUUCGUCGUCAACAAUUUCGAUGCUCUUAAACAAAUUAACGGAGAGUUGGCCCAGAAAGCUUGCGAAGUUAAAGCCACAACAGCCCCUCCACCAACCAACAGAACAGGGUGUGGUGCUAAGGCAGACAUCGUCUUCCUCUUGGAUUCCUCCGGUUCUGUCGGAUCAUCCAAUUUCCAGAAAAUGCUCAAGUUUGUAGAAGGUGUUGCACAGGACUUCAACAUUGGGCCAAAUGAUGUUCAGAUCGGAGUAGACACUUUCUCAUCGAGCCACAAGGCCGAAUUCCACAUGAACUCUCACCUCGAUAAGCAAUCCUUGGUAUCCGCCAUCAGUCGCAUUCCUUACAAGUCUGGAUCCACUCAUACUGGGGAAGCCAUCCAGUUUAUGCACACCGACAGCUUCACAUCUGCUGCAGGUCACAGACCAGGCGUACCGAAGAUUGCAGUCGUGGUUACGGACGGUAACUCUAACAACAGACAGCUGACGGCAGCCGAGGCCGACAAAGCCAGGAAGGACGGCAUCACGAUGUUUGCCAUCGGUGUCGGACACGGAAUCAACGACGGAGAGCUUCACGCCAUCGCCACGGACCCCGACAGCCAAUACUCCUUCCACGCCGAGAGCUUCGAUGCCUUGACCUCCCUCAAGGGAUCACUGUCUUCAAAGACAUGCGAACAGGCCAAACCAACUCCAGCCCCUGCACCAAACUGCAAUGCCGGAAGCGUUGCCGACAUCGUUUUUGUUCUGGAUUCCUCCGGAAGUAUCACAAAACCAAACUUUGACAAGAUGAUCAAUUUCGUCAAGGACAUGGUCCGAAGCUUUGACGUCGGACCAAACAAGAUCCGUGUUGGGUUGGAAACGUUCAGCAGCCGUCCCUACCAAGAGUUCCAACUGAACUCCCACACCGACAAAGCCGCCCUACUGACCGCCUUGGAUAAGGUAACCUACAAGAGUGGCGGUACCAACACUGGAGACGCUCUUAACACAAUGUACACCAAAAUGUUCACCCCUGCCAACGGUGACCGAUCUAACGUACCAAACAUUGCCAUCGUACUGACGGAUGGAAACUCUAACAACCACCCACAAACGGUCAAAGAGGCCAACAAUGCUCACCAACAAGGCAUCAACGUGUUCUCCAUUGGUAUUGGAAAUGGAAUCUCUAAAUCAGAAUUGAACAGCAUUGCCUCGGAUCCCGACAGCGAACACGUGAUGACCAUCACAAACUUUAACCAGUUGUCGCAAAUCCAAGGCGCCUUCCAAGCCAAGACUUGCAACGUUAUUCCACCAACUCCUGGAGUUAACCUUACCCCUGCUCCUCUGAUCGACCCCUGUCAGGACGCCAUUGCCGACUGCGCCAGGUACGGCGUAUCUUCCUGUUCCGGACAAUACACUGACUGGGCCAAGAUUAACUGUCAGAGGUUCUGUCAAUUCUGUCAACCCGCAAUCAAGACCCCACCUCCCCCCUGUACAGAUGACCUUCCCGCUCCCCAGCAAUGUUCCCAGUUCGAUCCCAAUGUGUGCACUCAGUACAAACCAUGGGCUGAGGCCAACUGCAGGAAAUUCUGUGGAUAUUGCAGCCCAGAUGCCAAGGGCGUCACCGGAUACUACGGAAGCUGUUAUUACAAUGGCAAGACAUACUCUCAGGGACAGCGAUGGUCUGAUGGCUGCGCAUACGAAUGCACUUGUGAUAAUGCUGGCAGUGGAAAAUACAGUUGCUACAACAAGUGCCCCGCCUACUACAAUCUACCACCUCAAUGUACACUGACCAAGAAAACAGGAGAGUGCUGCCUGCAGCCCGUCUGUAACUUUAAUCCACAAUACCAGACACAGACAGGUCAAAAGGUCGUCAACGUCAACGGAGUCAAUAUGUGCGUCUACAACGGUAAGAACUACUAUCAAGGCCAGACCUGGUCCGUUGGCUGUGAAUAUGACUGUCAAUGUGUCGAUGCUGGCGCUGGAAUGUGGAGCUGUCAAUCUAAGUGUCCAGUUUACCAGAAUAUCCCAUCCAUUUGUCGCUUGGAAACUCCACCUGGAAAAUGUUGCCAGGAACCAAAGUGUACCUUCAGUAAUCAAUAUGGAACCUUCUCCGGAGCUGGAACAAUUUCCGGAAAUGGAACAGCCACCACCACACCUACUGCACCUCCCCCAUGUGUUGAUAAAAUCAACAACUGUAACCAAUAUCAGCUGGCAACCUGUACAGACAAAAUGUACCGAGACUGGGCUCUGGUCAACUGUCCAAAAUUCUGUGGAUUCUGCUCUUUACUGAACCAACCUGGACCAAAUGAUGUCUGCGUUUACAAGGGUGUGACACACAAGCAAGGAGAGACUUGGUAUGAUGGCUGCGAAUACGAGUGCAUGUGCGAAAACGCUAAAUAUGGAUACUACAGAUGCAAUAAGAGAUGUCCAGACUACACUAACCUUCCCCUUGGCUGCAACAUGGUCAAGGUCACCGGCCAAUGCUGUCCAGUGGUCAACUGUUCUGCCGGCUCUACGGGCACCUUCGUGGGCUCCAGUACCGUCCCCACCCUCGGAGGAUACCCCAUCCCCAGCAUCAAACCCACAUCCGCUCCCAACCCGCUCAACCCAGGCGCUCCUACUGUGGCCCCACAACUGGUUCCUAAACAGAUUGAUGGCUGUUAUUACAAUGGAAUGUUGUACCAACAGUCGCAGAGAUGGACGGAUGGUUGCAAGUACUCCUGUGUUUGUGACGACGCAAAGACCGGUCGUUACAGGUGUUCUCCAAAAUGCCCGACAUUCAACAACUUGGAUGCUGCGUGCAAACUGAUGGAAGACCCCAAUGAUCCAUGCUGUCAGAUCCCGAAUUGUCCUGCAAACGCCACCCUUACCAAUGUUCCGGUCCCCUCAUACGGACCCGGAAUCACCGGAUACGGAACUGCCACCUAUCCCCCCAUGACCGUCACCGGCAGCACCGGACCUUCAAUUAACGGAACCGGAACUCCGUCAUCCUUUACUGGCUUUGGUCAAGUUGGACCCACCGUACAAGGAUCAACAACCGGUGUUUGCAUUUACAAGGGUCAGAUCCAUCAACAGGGGCAGACAUGGGACGAUGGGUGUGACUACAGGUGUACCUGUGUGGACGCUUCCGUUGGCCAGUACAGAUGUACCGACAGAUGCCCAUCUUACCAGAACCUUCCCCCUCAGUGCCGCAUGAUCCAGGACCCCAACGAUUCCUGCUGCCAGACCUAUGUUUGUGACCAAACUGUCACCACGGCUCCCCCACUGUUCCAAAGAACCACACCCGCGUCAGGAUCAGGAGACUACUGCGUGUACAAGAGCCAGUACUACCACCAGGGAGAGGAAUGGUUCGAUGGCUGCAGCUACAAGUGUCGGUGUGAAGAUGCUAAAAAUAAAUACUACCAAUGUACUGAAAGAUGUGGCCAAUAUUCCAACAUUCCCGUCGGAUGUACAUACGUCACCGAUCCCAAUGACUCCUGUUGCCGUGUCCCACAAUGCACUGUGACCGGAAGCACCGGUCAGGCCGUCACUGGAUUCAAUCCAGCGGGUUACACCGGAAGCUUCACGGGACAAGGACGACCCCAGGUCGCCACCGGAUCAACUUCCGGUGCAGUGACUGGAUAUUCAAAUAACUGCAUCUAUAAGGGCCAAAUUUACACUCAGGGUCAGACUUGGCAAGAUGGUUGCGACUACAACUGCGAGUGCAUCGAUGCAUCCAAGGGAGUUUACCGUUGCACGGACAGAUGUCCAAGAUAUGGAACAAUCCCCGCAGAAUGCCACUUAGUUCCCGACGCCAACGACCAGUGUUGUCAGAAACCAGAAUGUAAUCCAACUGGAGCCGGCGCAUGCCGUGAUGUCAAACCCGACUGUGCAUCUUACGGUGACUACGCUUGUCACGAGCCCUACGCCGGAUGGGCCAAGGACAACUGUGCUAAGUUCUGUGGAUUCUGUGGAAACACUACCACAUCCACUCAAGUCCAAGCAACCACGGCCCCAGGAAUGUGUGCUGACAGAAUUCCUAAUUGCAAGGAUUACGGAACCCAGUCUUGCUCUGGACAGUUCGCUGGAUGGGCCAAGUACAACUGCCCCAAGACCUGUGGAUUUUGUGGUGGAACUGGCACCGGAACCAUUGGAACAAUGACCGGAACCGGAACUGGAACUUCCGGCACAGGCUCAGGAGCGUGUCAGGAUACCAUUAAUAACUGUGCUGAGUUCACUAGGUCCUCGUGUGUAGAGCCAUACAUCUCCUGGGCUGUCAAGAACUGCCCCGCCUAUUGUGGCUUCUGUGGACCCAAUGGUACAAUAAUUGUAACUGGAAACACAGGAUCCAUGACUGGAACCGGAACUGGUGGUACCGGAACCGGAACACAGGGAGGCAUGACUGGAAUUGGAAUGGUGACGUCCAUACCAGGAAGCUCUUUCACUGGAGUUGGAGGUGGAUGUUUGUAUAAGGGACAACUGUAUCAACAAGGUGAACAGUGGAACGACGGCUGUGAAUAUAACUGCACAUGUUCUGAUGCAUCACGUGGUUAUUACGUAUGCAGGGCACUAUGUCCCCAAUUCACCAGCCUCCCUCAAGGAUGUGUUCUUGUAAAGCCAACUGGACAAUGCUGUGCACAACCUCAGUGUACAGGAGGAACCGGAACUGGAACUGGAACCGGAACCAUGACAGGAACCGGAACUGGAACUAUGACAGGAACAGGAACCGGAACUGGAACUAUGACAGGCCAAGGAACAGGAUGUUUCUAUAACGGAACAUUAUACCAACAAGGACAGAAAUUUGACGAUGGUUGUAAAUACACCUGCACAUGCGCAGAUGCAUCAAGAGGCUAUUACACGUGUCAGAACAAAUGUGUUGAUUGGCAAUUGCCCCCCGUCUGCACACUGAACCCACCUGCCCCAGGUAAAUGUUGCAAGACGCCAAACUGUCCCCAAGGAUACGUCAUCAACUAUCCCCCUGGCUAUGUGGAGCAGUAACAGUUAGAUUAAUAUAAGUGUGAAGAAAUCACAUCAAUAAAAGUAUUUCUUGUAUUUGUAUCGAGUGUUUAUUAAUUGAAUACAUUUAUACUGUGAAAGGUUUGUAAUA